Cydia pomonella (codling moth) is the source of this 1200-nucleotide messenger RNA. RefSeq lists its product as uncharacterized. NCBI's taxonomy places the organism in Eukaryota, Metazoa, Arthropoda, Insecta, Lepidoptera, Tortricidae. The record is from RefSeq and is a predicted model, not a curated record. The coding region runs from base 45 to 674 and encodes 209 amino acids. The transcript is spliced from 3 exons.
UCGGGGCCACUUCACCAGACACUACCACUUUACAAGCUUACAAAAUGUGCGCAAAAUCUAUUUUGUUCUUAUUUUCUAUUUUAUCGACUUACGUAGACUCAGCUUCGUUUGACCAGCGUCAGACUGGAAACUUGAACGUGCAAGUAGAUUUGAAGGACAUCCAAAUUAUUGCUUUGAUGAAGGGCGGCAAGGAAGAAUAUGUGGAUUACGACUAUGCCUACGAUUACUCAGAGAUGACGAUAAGACCGCAAAACGGUUCGACAACACCGAGACCGUUAAACGCAACCACUGAUGCUGAAAAUGAUUCAACUAUUACCACCACUGUAUCCGACCAGUCCACUGAGGCGAUAAAAAAUGAUACGUGGUCGAGUGCUGAGACUACACUGGCACCUACCGCGGUGAGCCAGCAAGACACGUCUUCGUCAACAGAAAAAAGUGCCGAAGUCUUCGCAGCAACGGCAUCUACUCCGCCAAUUCCUAAUGAUAAAAACAUCACAGUAAUACAGACUGCCUCAAAUAGCACGGAAUGUAAAAAAGGCUUUAUUCUUAACAUCAAAGGUGAUUGCGAACUCAAAUUGCAGGGCACCGGAAAUGCGUUGCUGAAGUUGGUUAAAUUAUCCCAGAGAUUAAAACUUAAGAGAGAAAAUCGAAGAAAUCAAAAUCAUUCAACAUAAGCUACCGGACUACAUAAUGUCAUUUUUAAUAUAAUAAUAUUUAGUGCUAGUUGUGUACAUUAGCUUAUACACAUCUGUGACAAAGACUGCAAGAAUAAAAUUUAGUUAAAAUUAAUUCUGUGUUAUAAAUACAUAUUUUCCUUUAGUAUGACUUGCAUUAUAAGUAUGAGGAAAACUGUAACCAAGAAAUUCUAGCCAAGUAUGUUAUAUUUUGGACAAUCAUGCUUAUUAUUAAUUGUGAUCACUUGCACUGGCAAUAUGUGAAAGUUAAUAAUUAUUACCACGGGUACCAUGCUCGGUUGUCAGUAAAGGUGUUAAGAGUCUGUGCGGAAUGAGAAUGUGGUAUACAAGAAAACCAAUACAUUCUAUGACCCUCUUUCUGCACAGACUCUAACAUUUUUAUAGAAAGAAUGGUAAUGGAAAUUACACAUUUAUUUAUUUAUUUAAUCUUUAUUGCACAAUACAUGAAGGUACAAAUGGCGGACUUAAUGCCUUAAGGCACAUUUGCAUAGUAUAGCUUUAAUGA